This is a messenger RNA of Aspergillus niger, 405 nucleotides long. RefSeq lists its product as uncharacterized. The transcript is spliced from 3 exons. The record is from RefSeq and is a predicted model, not a curated record. Bases 1 to 405 code for a protein of 134 amino acids. Lineage: Eukaryota; Fungi; Ascomycota; Eurotiomycetes; Eurotiales; Aspergillaceae.
AUGGGUGAAGGUCAAGAAUGGUCCUCCAGCUUCUGGGACUGCUGCUCCCCCUGCGGCACCUGCUCCCUCGCCUUCUGCUGCCCCUGCUGCCUCCACGGCCGCACCAGUUCUCGUCUCGAAGACCCCACCCUGAAAGACGAUAGCAUGAUGAACGGUGGUUGCUGCGUUUACUUCCUUCUCGCUUACUGCGGCUUCCACUUCAUCCCAUUGAUGAUGAAGCGCGGCCAAAUCAGAGAGAGAUUCGGGCUUGAGGGGUCCGGAUGCGGGGACUGUAUGCGGUCGUUCUGCUGCCCGUGCUGCACGCUCAUGCAGCAUGAGAAGGAAUUGGAGAGUCGGGCGGCGUUGUUGGAGGGGCCUGGUGCGCAGCAGGGAUAUAAGGCUCCCGCGGGGAUGGCGUAUCAGUGA